UAGUAGGCGGAGGCACGAGGCCACACACACACAUUGGAGGGAACCCCAUCAGCUGUGUGAAGCAACACAGCUUUAAUUUACUUUUAUUUUUCCAUCUCCGCUCUGUAGAUUCGUCGUUUUUUUUUUCCCCUAAGAGCUGAUAUUUCAGACAUGCGUCACUGAGAACAGCUACAGCUCUGCGGCAAAAACAAGCAGGACGGACGCAUUGGAGAGAAGAGAAAACACGGACAGCAGCAGCACCAGAAGGAGGUGGAGGAGGAGGCUGUGAAAGAAAGCAUGGAAUAUUUCAUGAUGCCGACAGAGAAGAUCGCGUCCUUACAGCAGUUUAAGAAGACUGAAAAGGAUGUGAUAGGAGGACUAUGCAGUCUGGCCAACAUCCCCCUCAGUCCAGAGACGGCCCAGGACCAGGAGAGACGAAUCCGCCGUGAGAUCGCCAACAGCAAUGAACGCCGGCGCAUGCAGAGCAUCAAUGCAGGCUUCCAGUCCCUCAAAACACUCCUGCCACAUGCAGAUGGAGAGAAGCUCAGCAAGGCGGCCAUCCUGCAGCAGACGGCUGACUACAUCUUCACAUUGGAGCAGGAAAAGACACAGCUCCUGGCACAGAACAACCAGCUCAAACGCUUCCUCCAGGAGUUCAGCGGUUCAUCUCCAAAGAGGAGGCGAGCAGAGGAGAAGGAUGAGGGGAUCGGCUCUCCAGACACACUAGAGGAGGAGAAGGUGGAGGAGGUGAGGAGGGAAAUGUUAGAGCUGCGGCAGCAACUGGACAAGGAGCGAUCAGCGCGUAUGCUGCUGGAGGAGCAGGUGCGCUCCCUGGACACCCAGCUGCACCCAGAGCGUUUGAAGGUGAUUACCCAACAGCUCGAGGAGGAGCAAGCACUCAUUCAGAGCCAGACACUCUUACGGCUGCAGCAGAUCCACGCAGCUGACAGACAAACUCCAAGUCCACAGGUCCUGGCGCACCCUGCCCCAACCCAUCACCCCACAGUCAUUGUCCCAGCUCCAACACUAAGCCAGCACGCCCACCAUCAUGUCACCGUGGUGACCAUGAGCCCGUCUGGCCACACCAGCACUGUGUCCACAUCCAGGCAGAAUCUGGACACCAUUGUGCAGGCCAUCCAGCACAUCGAACGCACUCAGGGUAGGAGAGCCAGUGCCGAGGAGGAACAGAGACGAGCGGUCAUUGUAAGCCCGGCCCAUGCAGCCAUGGACACGGCCUGCUCGGACACGGACACCGACACAGAGGGAGAGGACUGCUCAAUGAACUGAUUUGCCCUAUGAACACACACACACACACACACACACAUACACACAAACAAACAC
Molecule: messenger RNA, 1320 nt
Organism: Solea senegalensis (Senegalese sole)
Lineage: Eukaryota; Metazoa; Chordata; Actinopteri; Pleuronectiformes; Soleidae
Product: transcription factor AP-4-like
Exons: 7
Coding region: 277-1266 (329 amino acids)
Biological process (GO): regulation of transcription by RNA polymerase II
Cellular component (GO): nucleus
Molecular function (GO): DNA-binding transcription factor activity, RNA polymerase II-specific; RNA polymerase II cis-regulatory region sequence-specific DNA binding; protein dimerization activity
Source: RefSeq, a predicted model, not a curated record